Messenger RNA from Phytophthora nicotianae INRA-310, 417 nucleotides. RefSeq lists its product as hypothetical. Lineage: Eukaryota; Oomycota; Peronosporomycetes; Peronosporales; Peronosporaceae. The record is from RefSeq and is a predicted model, not a curated record. The transcript has a single exon. Gene Ontology annotation, cellular component: RNA polymerase III complex; RNA polymerase I complex; RNA polymerase II, core complex. Gene Ontology annotation, molecular function: zinc ion binding; DNA-directed RNA polymerase activity; DNA binding. The coding region runs from base 59 to 262 and encodes 67 amino acids. Gene Ontology annotation, biological process: DNA-templated transcription.
CUGUCGUAGGGACAGCCAGCGAUCAGUUGGAAAUUAUCAACCGAGCAAGCAUUUGAGUAUGGACGGUGGAGCAACUCCCGCGGCCGGCUCCGGCACCAGCAGCGCAGCCAUGAUCAAGGACCCGGAGAUCAAGUACAUCUGCGGCGACUGCGGCAUCGUCAACUAUCUGUCGGCUCGCGACCCAAUCCGUUGCCGUGCCUGUGGCUACCGCAUCAUGUACAAGGCUCGUACCAAGCGUCUCAUCCAGUUCGAGGCCCGGUAAACACACACACGCACACCGACCCAGCAAGCGACUGCGCAGAUGCAGGGCUAGAUGCAUGGCUUCAUUAAUAAAUAUGUUGGACCGAGGAACCUGUUUGUGUUGUGUAGGAGCUGAUGAAUGAAUGCAACGUGUCUAUUUGGCCAACCCUGUCAACG